AUGCCGCCAAGGAGACAUAUAGCAGCCCGUGAAGCCCCAACAGAGGAGGUGAAUAGAUGUGAUAAAAUCGCACAGCUGCGUCAACAAGUGGAUUUGUUGACCCAGCAAAUCGCUACACUCGCACCACAGCAACAUGUGCCUGUGGCCCAACCACUUGAGGAUUUUGAGGAUGAAAAUCCGUUUGCGCCUCUUGAUCAUCCAAUAGAUCUGCCAGUCCGAUGGGGAGGAGAUGGCCCGGAGGAGAACAGGCGCUGGGAACUAGGAUUCAAGGUUGAUAUUCCUAAGUUUCAUGUGGAGGAGGUUCUCAAAUUUAAGGAGGUUCCUGCUGAAAAGCUGUGCCUCUCGUUGCGUCAAGAUUUGGCGUGGUGGCAACAAACAAAAGUGACAAGAUCCCAAUUAGGGAAGGUUAAGAUUGCAUCUUGGGAUAAACUAAAGAAGCACAUGAAGAAGCAGCUUUUGUCCUAUAACUAUGUUCGGACCAUGUAUCAGAGAUUGCAAAAUUUGUGUCAAGGCAUGAAGGCGGUUGAUGACUAUACGACAAAAUUUUACAUGUUGAUUACUAGGAAUGAAGUGAUGGAAACGGAAGAACAAUUGGUGUCGCAAUAUGUAGGUGGACUUCGUUCCCAAAUACAGGACACGCUGAACAUGUUUGAUCCUGCGACAGUUUUUGAGGCAACACGUCCUGGUAAUUUUAGCCAGGCUGGUUCUUCUAAGCCAAAUCCUGUGCAAUCGUCAGCGCAUCCUGGGGAUGGUAUCCGUUGCUUCGCUUGCGGAGGUGUGGGUCAUAGGCAAUCUGAGUGUCCAAAAAACUCGCGUAGAGUGCUCUUUGUUGAUGAUGGGUAUGGAGAUUAUGAGAGGGCGCCCGUAUUUGAUAAUGGAGAUGAUGAGGGAACAGCAGAAGAGGAAGAGUUAGUUGUUGGUGACGUGGGCAAGCAUUGGUGUUGCAAAAAUGUGGUUGCUGAGGAGGUCAUUAAGAAGCUGGGUCUGCAGACUGAGAAACAUCCCAAAUCGUAUGAGUUGGCUUGGUUGAGGAGGAGUAGUGAUGUUGAGAAAAUUGUGUUACUACCCGACAAGAGCCCAAUAAAAGUAGUUGGGGAUGGUACCAACUUGUUAACUAGAGCAAAAUUUGAGACAGAGAUGGCAGAAUCUGGUUUAGUGUAUGUGUUAGUAGGCAGAAGAGUUUCAGGAGCUUUUCUAGACGAGCUUCUAGAGGGACUGUCACUACUACGGGACAUUCAGCAUCAGAUUGAUUUAGUACCUGAUGCUACUCUACCUAACCGGGCGCAUUACAGGAUGAGUUCUACUGAACAUGAGGAGUUGCGCAGACAAGUGGAGGAACUUUUGGCGAAGGGACACAUCAAAGAAAGUCUUAGUCCUUGUACUGUUCCUGCUCUCCUUAUGCCAAAAAAGAAUGGCACGUGGCGUAUGAGUAUGGACAGUAGGGCGAUUAAUAAGAUUACGAUCCGUUACUAUUUUCCUAUUCCUCGCUUGGAUGAUUUGCUAGAUCAGCUUACCAGUGCUUAUGUGUUCAAUAAGCUCGAUUUGAAGAGUGGGUACCAUCAAAUUUGUAUCGGACCUGGGGACGAGUGGAAGACGGCCUUUAAGACAAUAGAAGGGUUGUACGAGUGGUUAGUAAUGCCAUUCGGUCUUUCCAAUGCGCCUAGUACUUUUAUGCUAGUAAUGAAUCAAUCUCUUCGUCCAUUUAUCAAAAAAUUCAUUGUAGUUUACUUUGAUAAUAUUCUGAUUUAUAGUGCUAACAAUGAUGAUCACGUCCAACACCUUCAAGAAGUUCUUUCAAUCCUUUGCAGGGAUGAGUUUUACGCUGCAGUGAAGAAGUGUAUUUUUCUAACUGACCGUGCUGUGUUCCUGGGUUAUGUGGUGUCGAAGGAAGGGUUGGCGGUUGAUACAUCAAAGCAGAGGCAAUUAGUCAGUGGCCACAGCCUAAGACCAUUACAGAAGUGCGAAUGGACUCCCGAGGUAGAGUUAUCCCUUCAGUUGAUUAAGCAGAAAUUGACAACUGCCCCAAUUUUGGUGUUGUCUGAUUUUACUCAGCCAUUUGAGCUACAUUGUGAUGCUUCGAAGGUGGGAAUUGGUGGUGUGCUGAGCCAGAGCAUUGCGUAUUUCAGUGAGAAACUCUCUGGCCCUAAGUCUCGAUAUAGUGCUUAUGAUGUGGAGUUUUAUGCAAUAGUUCAGGCGGUUCAACAUUGGCGUCAUUAUUUGUUACAGAAGAAGUUCAUUCUGUAUACUGACCAUGAUGCCUUUAAACACCUUGGUACUCAAGAUAAGGUGUCUGCCCUGCAUGCUUCUUAG
Molecule: messenger RNA, 2310 nt
Organism: Olea europaea var. sylvestris
Lineage: Eukaryota; Viridiplantae; Streptophyta; Magnoliopsida; Lamiales; Oleaceae
Exons: 7
Coding region: 1-2310 (769 amino acids)
Molecular function (GO): zinc ion binding; nucleic acid binding
Source: RefSeq, a predicted model, not a curated record